Baudoinia panamericana UAMH 10762 is the source of this 2116-nucleotide messenger RNA. RefSeq lists its product as uncharacterized. The transcript is spliced from 4 exons. The record is from RefSeq and is a predicted model, not a curated record. Bases 178 to 1794 code for a protein of 538 amino acids. Gene Ontology annotation, cellular component: MIS12/MIND type complex. Lineage: Eukaryota; Fungi; Ascomycota; Dothideomycetes; Mycosphaerellales; Teratosphaeriaceae. Gene Ontology annotation, biological process: cell division; mitotic sister chromatid segregation.
GCCCGAUGCAACAUCAUUACUACGCGACGACGGCCAUUGCGACGCGACAAAACGAUCACUGCGUUCGGGAAAGUCGUGUAAUGAUACCCAAGCGCUUGCGCGGCAAACCUUGAUCUCUUCCCCUGCGCGUGUCCUUCGCGCUUUCCGACUCGGGUAGCUCCACACCAGCACCCAGCGAUGUCAAUGGUACUCACGCGCUCACCUCUGGAACCGAUCGGGAUGAAUGGGGCGGGCAUGCAAAAGCGCAGAAGUGCGCGAUUGUCACAUGACGGCGCGGAAGACAACGAACCACCUGCCAAGAAGUCGAAGGCCAACGGCGCGCAGACGACAACGACGGUGAGCACCAAAGAUCAGGAUGGCGACGCGAACGCGUUGUCGAAACGACGGUCGCGGAAGGCGUAUGAUGAGAAGGUUGAUGGCUUCGCGUUCAGUAAGGGUGGGCGGAAGGGCAAGGAAGGGAAGCAGCCGGCUGUGCGCAACUCGGCGGAUGAACAGACUAUGCCUGCUGCACUUCCGCCGUCAGGUGAGACUGCGGUGAAUCCUCCUGCGCCUGUAGCAGCGCCUUUGCCUCCACGAACCGAGGAUUCAGCACCAAAAGCUCCGCCCCGGAAAACGCGCCGUAGACUGCCAACAACACCGGACCGUGAGCCCGUCCGUCGAAGCAAGCGUAUCUCCACCGACGGCAAUCCAUCCCUCGAAGCACAAGCUUCGCCAUUCAGACCGUCUCACGCCAAAUCGCAUGCGAAACGUGACCGCUCGCCCAGUCCGGACAAAGCUCGUCCCGUAACGGUCGAAAGAAAGCGAAAGCGCGUCGCGAAUGGCGCCGAAGAGGAGGAGAAGAUCAUGCGAAUUGCUUUGCCCUUUGCCGAUACGCCAGUGAUUCGGCGUAAUCGAGAAAUGCGGAAAAGUAGCGCGGAUGGUCUAGGUGGGACCAGGCGGAGUAGCUCAGGUAUGAGGGGCAGGAGGGCGAGUAGUCUGAUCGAAGAGGGCAAGGGCAAUGCCUUGCCUCACGCUGAGGUGCCGACCGCGGAGUUCUACAAGCAUAUCUCCGCCGACCUUACCGAACCGCGACGAAUGCGGUGUCUGCUGAGCUGGUGCGGACAGCGGGCUCUACCAGAUAAGCCUGAAGCACCAAAGAACGCGAGCGCGGCGUCAAGCUUGGAAUUCCAAGCGCUGCAAGCAGCUCUGGUAGUACAAGCAGAGCUCGCGCAAGACCUCAUCACUAAAGGCACGCUAAGUGACUGGUUCUCCCGCGAUGACGAAGUUGUGCCAGCAAUACCGCUGCGCAAGAAAGCCAAUCCCAGGAACCUUGCAAAUGCGGCGAAGGUCCAGGAGUUAGAAGGAGAGCUUGAGAGACUAAAACAAGAUCGAGCGGACUGGGAGGCUCUAGUCCAGUCCGCCGUACCACCAUCACCUCCCAUAGAUGGUGGAGCAGAAGACGAACAACCACUCUCGCCGCUCCACCCAGAGUUACUCGACAGUCCACAACGAGCCAUCCUAGAAGAACUCCAGGCCCCAUCUUCGCGCCAUCAAGCACCAGUCGAGCCGGCAGCGAUUAAAGACCGACUGCAGCACAUUUCCGCCAAUCUGGAGUUCACGGUCGAUCAAUUCGCCCAUGGCGUCCACGCUUUGUCCGUCGCGCGAGAGACGGCGGACAGGCUGUCCGAGAGGACUCUGGCGGAUACAGCUGACGUGCUGGAGCACCAGGAGAAAGCACGGGGCAAUGGUGUGGAUGCCAUGGACGCGUUGCGAGCCCUUGGAAGGGUGUUGAACGGGAGUGGGAGGAGGAAGUGAGAUUGCUUGAUUCUGGCUUGCAUGAUUGUAAACUUACGACGACCCUAACUGUUCCAUCCCGCCGCACAUUGUCAGAGAGCUUCGUUCAGCGACUUAGGUCGGUCUCAUGUACCGUGCCUGUGUUUUGGCAGUCGGACACAGCAGCCCUGCAUCGUAGCUUUGGUCUUUCGGUCUUUGCUGGUAUAAAGCAUGCGAAGGGCUUGCAAUGUCCAAGGCGGUCUUCUCCAGCACAAGCUGCGCAUCGCAAAUGUGAAAGCUAAUGUGGAGCUUGACCAUUGUUUCGGACUGAGUAGGUCGCAUAUAUGUCUGUAUAUUGUUCACU